This is a messenger RNA of Entrophospora sp. SA101, 990 nucleotides long. NCBI's taxonomy places the organism in Eukaryota, Fungi, Glomeromycota, Glomeromycetes, Entrophosporales, Entrophosporaceae. The record is from the annotation of a GenBank genome assembly.
AUGGUUUAUCCUGAUGGUAUUAAUAAGGGUGAAAUUAUUUCAUCAUACCUACAAAAAAAGGCACUAAAUUUAGUUCUAUCAAAUCGGGGAAAACAAGAUUCUAGUGCCACAGGGAUCCAAAAUAAAAUAAAAUUAUUAAAGAGUGAAAAUGAAAAGUUGACUAAGAAAAUUGAAUCAGCUACUUCGAAGAAGAGAACUCUGGCCAUCAAACUAAAAAAACAAGAACAAAAUAGAGAUCUUUAUAUUUCACGAAUGAGAUCAUUAGUUUCGAAAAGAAAAAAUGUAUCAGAAGGAAAGAUCCAAAAAAAUAUAACAAAAAAGAUUAAAGAGAAUAAACAUACCUAUACGCCUGAGUUUACUGCUCUAAUAUCCCAAAUUAGCAAUAUAGAAGUAGCAGAACUUGCAAUUAUUGAAAAUCUUCCAAAUUCCACUUCUACAUUUGCUUCAUAUGGAAUCCUAGCAGAUGAAAGCACAAGAGGAGAUAAAAAAAUCUUCUUAGUAUGUGUUGCACAUUGGAAUACAAUCAAAGAGGAACCUAUUAUCACAAUCCUAAGUAUGAAAGACUUGGAUUGUUGCACCUCAACCAAUUUAGAAUGCUCAAGGAAUGUUCCUGAGGGAUAUCUUCAUAAAUGGAAAACAUUCCUAGAAUUCCUACUGAAUGAAAAGUUGAAUAUAGAAAUAUUAAUAAUGGUUAAAUUUGGGGAAUGGUUCUAUGAAAGAAUAAUAAAUUUUUUAAUUGGUUCUGAUAAACAUCCUUAUAUUAUUCAAGGAACUUCUAGUAAACCUCUACCAAAUGGAUAUCGUGCUCAUCAGAUGCCUGAAAUGGUAGAGAUUUGGAUUGAUGAAUUAAAAAAUGCUUUACAGAGUCCUGAUGAAAUUUUUAUAAAGGAAUUGCAGACAGCCCGUGACCUAUUAAAUGAGCAAGAAUUUCUAAAUUUGGCAGAUAAAGUACAAUUAGGAUCUUUUGAUUUACUCCAAUACUCUAACUGA